UCGGACCAGGCUUCUGCAGCUCCGGCGAGCAGGCGAUCAAGAGCCUCGCUCGCCAGCGAGUGGGGGCGCCGUUGUCGGUCCACGGCUCUUUCCAGCGCAAAUCUCUCGCCUCCCAAGCUGCUCUUUGCCCCUCGGGGGAAGACUGCUGUGCGCAGGACUGCACAUGCACAUGCCCGUGUCCACUUUAUAUAGAGGCUGCGUUGGUACUUGGCCCAUUAGGCAUGAAUUAUUCACGGUUUAUUACUGCAGUAAGUGCGGCAAGAAAAGCUUCUCCAAUAAGAGUCCUCACUGAAUUGAUGCAGAGGUCUCCACCAUCAUUAAUCUCUCUGGCGGGAGGAGCACCCAAUCCCAAUACCUUUCCUUUCAAAACUGCCAGCAUUACCAUUGGAGAUGGAACCACAGUUGAAAUUGGGGAAGACUUGAUGAAGCGAGCUCUCCAGUAUUCUGCUUCCGCAGGUAUUCCAGAGCUGCUGUCCUGGUUAAAGGAUUUACAGAAGAGUCUCCAUAACCCUCCAACAGCUGACUAUGCACCUGAUGACGGACAAAUGGAAUUGUGUGUCACCACUGGCAGUCAAGAAGGGUUGUGUAAAGUGUUUGAAAUGCUUAUUAAUCCUGGAGACAAUAUUCUUUUGGAUGCACCCUCCUAUCCUGGGACAUUAGCAGCUCUGAGACCAUUGGGCUGUAACAUCAUUAAUGUCCCUAGUGACCAACAUGGAAUUAUUCCAAAAGCCCUGAAGGACAUUCUCUCCAGGUGGACUCCGGAAGCUGCAAAAAACCUCAACAGUCAUGUCCCCAAAUUUCUUUAUACCAUUCCUAAUGGUGGGAAUCCUACAGGAGCCUCAUUGACAGCAGACCGCAAGAAAGAGAUCUAUCAGCUUGCGAGGCACUAUGAUUUCCUUAUCAUAGAAGAUGAUCCAUAUUACUUUCUUCAGUUCAAUAAGCCUUGGGCACCAACCUUUCUUUCAAUGGACACUGAUGGCCGAGUUAUCAGAACUGACUCCUUCUCCAAGAUCCUCUCUUCUGGGUUAAGAAUUGGGUUUCUAACUGGGCCUAAACCUCUUAUUGACAGAGUCAUUCUACAUAUACAGGUUUCCACAAUGCACACUAGCACUUUCACUCAGAUUAUAAUAGCCCAGCUUCUUCAACAGUGGGGACAAAAAGGUUUCCUGAACCAUGUAGACAGUGUGGUGGAUUUCUACAAGAAACAGCGGGAUGCAAUGCUUGCUGCGGCAGACAAGUGGCUAAAAGGCCUAGCAGAGUGGCACUCACCUGCCGCUGGAAUGUUCCUAUGGAUUAAAAUUAAAGGAGUUUCUGACACACAGGACCUGAUCAUGAAAAAAGCUUUAGACAAACAAGUGCUGCUGGUUCCUGGAAGAGCCUUUAACAUUAGCAGUUCCGAUCUGAGCCCUUAUGUGAGAGCUUCCUUCUCACUGUCUACUCCAAGUCAAAUUGAUCAGGGGUUUCAAAGAUUGGCUGAACUCAUCAAAGAAGCUGUAUGAUUUCCCCAUGUGGACAUUGCUUAAAAAGCUAGAGAAAGUUCAAGAGAAACUCCAUUUGGGUUUCCAACUUUCUUCAGAGUAUGCUGUGAAGUGAAAUGUAUGUGUUUUACUUUUUCUUCCUAUUGGAAUGGUUAUUUUGAGGCUGUAUAUUAACAUCUCAGAACACUGAGUUAAGGUAAUAUAUGUACUUACACACUGAUUAACUAAUCUGCCAUGGGAGUGUUACUUGAAGCAAAGAAAACACCAUCUGCCAGCAAAGAGUUUAAUAUCUUUCAGGCUCUACAGUGCUGAUAUUUGUCUCUUUUUAUUCUGCCUGACAUUGAGCAUUAUGAAUUUCGAGGCAAGUUCACAUUUGCCGGACUGAAAUUAACUCAUAAAAUCUAUCCCUUUUAAUCUUCUUGUGUAUCUUUUUCUGUUCCUCAUAUUUUAAUCAAAAAUAUUCUGAAUUAACCAUAUUCCACACUAUUACAUUGCUUUGACAUUUAAAAUGGACACAAGUUUUAAAGGAUUUUUUUAAUGUUCUUGGCAGAAAGGCAGGGUACAAGUCAAAUAUGUGUUACUUGUGCAGAAUUAAAGGCUGUUUUGAUACCAUAAGCAAUUCCUCAUCACCUUGUUGCUUUGAAGGCCUUGGAUUAAAGCUGCAAUCUUGUGCAUACUUACCUGAGAGUAAGUAUACACAGUAAAUGAAACAUACUUUAAGACAGACAUAUAGACAACGCUUAUGCAAGUAUUGGUCCUACUGGCCACUUGCCUAUGACAGUAAUAGCUGUUUUACAAGAAUGUAUUUUUGCCUCUUCACACAUGCACACAAACAGAAGGGGUGUAUUUGUAUAUAUGAACCUCAUCCACAAGCCAAAUCCAACCCUUUGGAGCUAUCCAAAAGAUUGUAGCCCAAGCAUCAAGUAUUUGGUGGUUUCUCAGCUUUUGUGAAUUUCUCCCCUUAUUCAAAAAUGUUGAAAUGUCUUUCCUGAGGCUUCGUUACUAGCAAGAAGAGCUUUAAGCUAAAAUAUGUUGAAAUUGGUGGUGUUUUGGCCUUUGGUCCUGCAAGUCAUGGGAAUGUGUUCCCUAAGUGCUUCUCCGACAUUUGGGCCUCAGGAGAAAGGAAUUCAAUACCCUUCCAACCCAUCUGGAGAGUACCAGGUUGGUGAAGGCUGCCUCAGAGUUAUCCUAGAUGCCUCUAACAAUACCCCUUUUGUUCUGCUUCCAGUUGAAAAGGGCAGACUUCCAAUGUUCUUGGAAGUCUGUCCAUUCUCCCACUUUGUUUCUAGACUAGCUUUUUUCAGAGACAGAAGAUGCUAGAAGCAAAAUGGAAUCUAAGUCCAAAUAUGACUGGACAGCUUGGACUCUUAUGUGCCUUCCCCCACACUUUCCAUCCGUCAGUCCGCAACAGCUACAAAGAGGAUUUAUCAUAUUAUACGUUGACUUGCAAAAGCAACCACUCCUGUAAACUCGGAGGCCACUGUUGCUUUACAAACAUGUAGGCAGCUGCUUUCAGUCAUCUGAGUGUUUCACCCUUGCUCACGAGGAGGCAGAACGGAGUACUGCCAGGACUCCUCAUAUCCUGGGAGAUCCCUGCUCCUCCACUCCUGAUCCCCAGGAAUGUCCCCCAUAAACCACCUUCAAAAUUGCACGUGACUUUGCAACCACAGCCAGUGUGGAAAAACAUACACUGGCUGCAAGGUAGGCAUUGUUAAGGUCAGAGCCCCAGCUCCACCCUGAAGGCACUUUUUCCCAGCUGGGGCUCCAGAUUUUCCAAUGGCCAUCUAGACAACAUCUAGCAGCCAUAGGAUUGUGCCUUUGACUGGAACAUUUUUUGUGUCUGAAACCAGCUCAGAUUUGAAUUUCUGCUACUAACAAUAGAGGAGAGAAUGUGCAUGGCUUUUUUUAAAUUCGUGAGCAUGUAGAAGAGAAUCGUAUAGUAUAGAAAAGGACAUUCUGUAUAUUGUUAAACAUUUGUUACUUGUAGCCUAAAAAAAGGAUCAAAUGAAUUGUUCCUAUAGCAAUACUAUACUACAAACUGAAAGAUUGGAUCAUUUUAAACUAAUAUCUUUGCAUAGUUGCUUUUCUCUCACUUGUGGGAUGAACUUUCAACAAUUUUACCCUCUGGGUAAAGAGUGAUUCUAAAAUCUUGGAAAUCAGUGAUAAAUAUUUCAGUGCCAGUUUUACAUGUGAUAAACUGUUCAUUUGCAGGCUGGAAACCUACGGGUAGCAUAUGUGGCCAGGAUCCAACCAGAACAAAGAGCUGUUUCUUAUAUAUAGGGACUUUUAAGAUCUCCUCAUUAAACGGUAUCUCACAAAGGUUCCCUCCCAAAUUCAGGGCGCCUUCUUGCAAUGAAGAAGCACAAGUGCCAACUUUUACUAAGGGUUAUUACACCUACAUGGAUGGGGUUAGAAGUUACCCAAUGCUUUUCAGUAAACUUUACUUCUCUGUGAAAGUAGAAGUGAAGACAGGCAGACAUUCUAAGCAUUCUUUGCCCUGAAAACAAAGGGAAGUAGCAACUGUGUUCAAACUCUUCCACCACAGUUUAGAAUACAUUAAUUUUUAAAACAUACAUUUAAAAUGUUCACAAUUUGAAAGGCCUGGGAGACUGACCAGCUGCUAUCUAUCAUUCCAGAUUACUAGCUUCUGCUUUUUUGAUCAUUGUGUUUUAAGACUCUUCCUUUCUCUCUCCACCUCUUGGGACAUUUUCAUACAUGAAGCUUAAAGGGCUCUUGUGUCAAUGCAGGUUUGUAAUGCAAAUAUGAAGCACCACAUGGCCUGGAAUACUGAUUGUAUUACAAACACUGCCUCUCAGCUUUCAUUUGUUCAAGAGCAACAAUCAAGUCUUAACAUAAAUAAUGCAACAGAAGCGCAAAACUGAUUGUGAGGAAAUGCUUCGAGCCAUGCCUUUGAGGACACAAGGUCUGUUCUUAUUUCUGAAGAAGAUGUACCAUACAGAAACAAUAAUUGCAACUUGAAAGUCUUGAGAGAGAAGUUGUGCUGACACGUCACAUUCAUCAAGGCAAUUUUUUUAAGCAUGGAUCUUUGGACACUUGACACAACCAAGCACAACUUGAUCUCCAUUCUUUAUGAUAUCAUCUGACAGCGCAACAGAGUAAUUUCUUGACUUUGUCCAUAGCAUGUGAUCUGGGCCCACUCUGAAUAAAAGGUGUUGAUGCAACAGCCAUAAGCA
Varanus komodoensis (Komodo dragon) is the source of this 4672-nucleotide messenger RNA. RefSeq names its product kynurenine/alpha-aminoadipate aminotransferase, mitochondrial-like. Lineage: Eukaryota; Metazoa; Chordata; Lepidosauria; Squamata; Varanidae. Gene Ontology annotation, molecular function: L-kynurenine:2-oxoglutarate transaminase activity; pyridoxal phosphate binding. Gene Ontology annotation, biological process: biosynthetic process. The transcript is spliced from 14 exons. The record is from RefSeq and is a predicted model, not a curated record. Bases 222 to 1499 code for a protein of 425 amino acids.